This is a messenger RNA of Rhagoletis zephyria (snowberry fruit fly), 5358 nucleotides long. RefSeq lists its product as uncharacterized. Gene Ontology annotation, biological process: DNA integration. NCBI's taxonomy places the organism in Eukaryota, Metazoa, Arthropoda, Insecta, Diptera, Tephritidae. Gene Ontology annotation, molecular function: zinc ion binding; nucleic acid binding. The record is from RefSeq and is a predicted model, not a curated record.
AUGUGCGUAUGCAAAGUUUGCGGGAAACAGUCAAAUAAAGACGGCACAGAGAACUGGGUACAGUGCGACAAGUGUGAACUCUGGUACCACUUUGAGUGCGUAGGUGUAGACGAGAGCGUACAACAUCAAAAUUGGAACUGCUCCCUUUGUACCGAAGGUGGCGAUAGUGCAAACGUUCUUUGCACUCCCGAAGAUCCAAUGUCACAAACACCUACAGCCACGACCACCGCGCCUCACGAAGUACCACGUGGUCCGGUCCCACCACCCGAAGCAGAUGUGAUCAGCGAUGACCAUCGAAGCGUUCCUAUGGGGUUGAAACUGGAUGAACGUGCUCCAACGCAAGUCGCAUUUAACUCGUCACCAGCCAACGACGAAACAAACCGUCAACAUCGACUCGCGUUGGCAAUGUUAGAGGAGAAAAGAGCCGCGGAGGAGCGCUACAUCGAACAGAAGUACCGACUACUUGCCAAUAUGAACUCGGCAGGCAUGUCAAGCUUACAGAUCGGAACAAGCAGCGGUCCAACAAGUUCUCAAAUAGCUGCGCGACAAUCUAUUGCAAAAGACUUGCCACCGUUCAGCGGCGACCCCGAGGAGUGGCCUAUGUUCGUUAGCACCUUCGACCAUAGCACUUCAGCCGCAGGCUUUUCCAACGUUGAAAAUAUGCUGCGAUUGCAGAGGUGCCUGAGAGGCAAGGCUCGCGAACUAGUCAAAGAUAAGCUGCUCUUACCAGAUAUGGUUCCCGACGUCAUCGACGUACUAAAAACGUUCUUCGGCAGGCCGGAGUACAUCUUAGAGAGAACGAUUGAGAGGGUAAGGAAGUUGCCACCGCCUAAAGACAAACUAGAAUCUCUCAUAGAAUUCUCGUUAGCCGUACGCAAUAUCUGCGCCACAAUGGAGACAUGUAAGCUGGAGGCGCAUUUCAACAAUCCAAUGCUGGUAAAAGAGCUAGUAGACAAAUUGCCCAAUCAGCAUAAAUUGAGCUGGGCGAUGCAUCCGCGGCGAGGCACUUCACCAACCAUUAAAGAAUUCAGCGACUGGCUCUAUCGAAUGGCGGAGGCGGCCUCUACGGUAGUAUCACCCUCGUUCUACAAAACCAGCUCAGUCAACACGCAUAGCCAAGGUGGGUGCACUCCGUCGAGAACCCCUCCUCCAAAGAAACAGGACAUUCCGCAAAGGGAUAACCGUUCCCAAGGACCAACUUGUGAAUCGUUGGACACGCAACCCAAGCGUUCGACAAUGAAGUGCAUCGCGUGCGGUGAAGUUGAACAUUGCGCUGCACAGUGUGGGAAAUUCCAUAGCUUGUCCGAACAGCAGAGGUGGGAAACAGUAAAAAAAGGUGGAGCGUGUUAUCGAUGCCUUAAACCCCAUCGCAAAGGGUGCUUCUCAAAAAAGAGUUGCGGCAUAAAUGGCUGCUCUCGAAAGCAUCAUCCAUUACUCCACAGCGAAGGUACCGAAACUCCCGUCGACGCGGAAAAGGACCAAGCCCACGUGAGCACGCACCGAAGUAACAACUCCAGUAGCCAAUAUUUCCGCAUCAUGCCCGUGAACCUUCAUACAGCCAGCAAAACCAUUAAUAUUUACGCGUUUCUUGACGAAGGUUCUUCCGUGUCUCUCAUUGACGAAGCGGCGUUCGAAAAACUCGAUAUCAAAGGAGUACCAACACCUAUAUGUUUGCAAUGGACCAGCGAAACUACACGCAACGAAAGUGCAUCCGUAAGGGCAUCAAUACAGAUCUCGGCUCCAAAUACCGGCAAAUUGUAUUGGCUCAACAACGUACAUACUAUAAAAAAUAUCGCUCUACCUAAGCAAACGAUUAACGUAAGUGAACUUCGUUGUAAAUAUCCGUAUUUAAAAGGCAUACCACUCCAGUCAUAUUACGACGUUCGGCCAACUCUACUUAUUGGGGCCGACAACUGGAAGAUUGCUGUUCCACGCAGAAUUCGUGAAGGCAGAAGGGACGAACCCAUCGCUUCUAAAUGUUUACUUGGAUGGAGCGUACAAGGUACAUCGACCGCAUCGAGUUACGUGACUAUGCACCACUGCGACUGUAGAUGGAAAGAACUGCACGACAUAGUAAAAGACAGCUUUAGCCUAGAUCCCGUAAAAAUUCACAACGUACAGUCGGCCGACGACCAGCAAGCGAUGGAAAUUCUCGACCGGACAUGUAUCAAGGUGAAUGGCCGAUUUGAAGUCGGCCUUUUAUGGCGCAACAGUAAUGACACGCUACCAGAAAGUUACACCAACGCGCUCAGUCGCCUUAACUGUCUGAAAGCUAAAAUCAAGCGAGAGCCAGAUUUGUACGACAAAAUUUCUGUGCAAAUUCGUAACCUAUUGCAAAAGGGUUAUGCGGUCGAGCUAUCGGAAACGGAGAUUACCAACCAGAACAAGCAAACUUGGUACUUGCCAAUUUUCAUAGCACUAAAUCCCAAUAAGCCAAACAAAAUAAGGCUCGUUUGGGACGCAGCUGCGAAAUCUCACGGGGUCUGUCUAAACGACUUUCUGCUUACCGGACCAGAUCUCUUGAAUCCACUUAUCGAGAUUCUGCUCGCGUUCCGGGUUGGCCAGGUGGCGGUCUGCGGGGACAUCGCGGAAAUGUUCCACAGAAUCAACAUCCGCGCGGAGGACAGACAUGCCCAACGGUUCCUAUGGUAUGACAAAGCCAGCAACAACGUAAACGUGUACGUAAUGCACGCAAUGACCUUUGGCAUAAGUUGUGCGCCAUGCAUUGCUCACUACAUACGUGACAAGAACGCAGAGUCAUACCGCCAGCAGUAUCCUCAAGCAUACGAGGCCAUCCGAAAGGCUCACUAUGUCGACGACUACAUCGACAGUAAGGACAGCGAGCAGGAGGCUCUCGACGUGGCAACUCUGGUUCGCAAGGUUCAUCAAGCUGGUGGAUUCGAAAUCCGAAAUUGGACCUCGAACUCCACUGAAGUCCUUAUGCAGUUCCUCGAUGCCGACUUCGCAGCGCAAGCGCCAGUCCAAUUUGGUGGCACAGAAAAGGUGUUAGGUAUGUAUUGGGUGCCACAAACUGACGUUUUCAAAUAUGUUCUCAGGUUCGCCCGGCUGCGACGUGACGUACUGAUGGAUGGCCUAAUCCCCACCAAAAGAGAGGUCCUACAGGUCCUCAUGUCAAUUUUCGACCCCCUGGGGAUACUGUCGUGUCACACAAUCGGCUUAAAAAUACUCCUCCAACAUGUGUGGCGAGCCAACAUAGGAUGGGAUGAAGAGCUGCCUGAGUCACUACACCACCGCUGGCGUCAGUGGAAGCAACUUCUGCCAGAUGUAGAGGCAAUCGAGAUUCCGAGAUGCUAUUCCCCGAAUCUGACUAAAUCGACUCGGGUAGAUCUCCACACGUUCGUCGACGCGAGCGAAUAUGCAUACGCCGCGGCCUCUUAUGUGCGAGUACAUCGAGACGACAUAGUCGACGUGACACUGGUGGCUGCAAAAAGUAAGGUCGCACCGCUGAAGCCGAUGUCCAUCCCACGUAUGGAACUCCAAGCCGCAGUAAUGGGUGUACGUUUGGCUCAAAAGAUCAUCAACCUACGUGGUCUGAAAAUCGGAAGCGCCACAUACUGGUCCGAUUCCAAAACGGUGUUACAGUGGCUAAAGAUGGACCCCCGUAACUUCCAACAGUUCGUUAUGCAUCGCGUCGGAGAGGUCCUAGAAAGCUCCAACAAUACACAAUGGCGAUGGGUUCCAACAAAGUGGAACGUGGCAGAUGGGGCGACGAAGGUCAAUAGUACGGUGGGAACUAAGCAGUGGCUGCAGGGGCCAGAGUUCCUGAAAUUGUACGAGAGCGAGUGGCCGCAACAACCACAGCAUUUCGAAGAAACAGAUAUGACGGAGCUGAGAAAACACUUACACGUAACUCGAAAAAAUUAUGCCAUAAAAUUUAACGUGGAAUAUUUCUCAGAGUGGCGUCGCCUAUACAGAGCAGUAGCAACAUUCCUCUUGUACUUCGAUCGAUUGAACGCUAAACGACUCAACCGGACCAAACCGAACAAUAUUACUCCGGAACUGAUCAAAAAGGCGAUCAACCUACUCUUCAAGCAAGCGCAGGCUGAAGCAUAUUCCGCAGAAAUUAGUUUACUACGUGCAAAGCUAUCGGUAAGCAAACAAAGCAGAUUGGCUGGAUUAAAUGUUUACCUCGAUGAAAACGGGAUCAUGAGGACUCAAGGUAGAGCCGACUCCAUCAACUGCAGGAAAGACGCUAUCGUUAUGCCAAGGGAAAGCUACAUUUCGUUCCUAAUAGUAAAGGCAUAUCACGUCGAAAAUCACCAUAUGGCUCAUGAGACGACCAUAAACAACGUAAUGGCCUCUUAUUACGUGCCACGUUUGCGCGUUUUAUACAAGUCUGUGCGUAAAUCCUGCCAAAAAUGUAAGAUAAAUAACGUCGUGCCUGAACCUCGACAAAUGGCGCCAAUACCCGCAGCGAGAUUGGCCAGCUUCGCAAGACCAUUUACGUAUACAGGCGUCGACUACUUCGGACCCAUACUGGUAAAUGUCGGCCGGCAUAAGGAGAAGAGAUGGGGUGUGCUUUUUACUUGCCUGACACUCCGAGCAGUACACUUCGAAAUAGCUUACAGUUUGGAUACUAGCUCCUGCAUCAUGUGCUUACGCAAUUUUAUGGCACGCCGUGGUACGCCGAUGGAAAUAUACUCGGACAACGGCACGAAUUUUAGGGCCACCGAAAAAGCUGUACGAGAGGAGCUGAUGAAGAUCGAUUUUGACAAGCUAACCAUAAAAUACGACCGCAUUAAAUGGCGCUUCAACCCACCCGGCGCACCCCAUAUGGGAGGCGCCUGGGAACGACUCGUCCGAACCACGAAAAUAAUUUUGAAAGGCAUCUGCCCGAUGUAUUCUUUCAACGACGAAAGUCUUCGUAGCGCGCUGAUGGAAGCAGAGUAUAUUAUCAACUCGCGCCCGCUGACCUUUGUAAGUCUCGAGUCAUCGGACGACAUCGCCCUCACUCCAAAUCAUUUGUUGCUGGGCUCGACAGAUGGCUACAAACCUGUUUGCAGAGACGAGCUGGAUCUAAGGCAACGCUGGCACCAAACACAACUCUUCGGUGAUCGAUUCUGGCACCGCUGGGUAAAGGAAUACGCUCCAGUUCUUACUCGACGGGUCAAGUGGUUUUACAAAUCUAUGCCAAUAGCCGUUGGUGACGUUGUCAUUGUCAUCGAUGAAAAGCUACCACGGAAUCUAUGGCCAAAAGGACGCGUCACCAACACGGUCAUAGCUAAGGACGGUCAAGUUAGGCGCGUAACCAUACAAACUCAGUGCGGUAUUAUGGAGAGGCCAGCGACAAAGGUGGCUAAAUUAGACGUCGGCUUAGAAAGAGGUAAACAACCCUAG